GGGAGCGACGUGGGCCUCUAUGGGAGGCGGGGCCUCGGACGCCGCUCUCGCUUUCCCCUCACAGAGAUGCCGCCGCUUCCCAUUGGCUGUCGUUUGAGUCCCAGGGCACGCCUCCGCUGCCUAGUUCGCCGCCUCCUCAUUGGUCGAAUUGACAGGAGCCUUCCCGCCGUUGGCUGCCGUGCUAUGCGUCGGCGCCGCUGAUAGGGCGCGUGCGUCCGGCCAACCGCCGCUCUCUGCGAGUCCCGCCCUUCCCCUGACCGGGAAUUAGAGUUGUUCUGAGUUCCUGAGGAAAGGCGGGUAAAUGAGGCGGGGGUGCGCGAGGCUUUCCAGGGGGCGCCGCUGGUAGAUGGGGUGCGGGCGUCGCCUGCCAUCCUUUUUUACCCGAAGGGGGGUGGUGUCUGAAUCAUGUUGCACUUUUCCCUGGGGAUAUUGCUGGGCCUUGCAGCCUGCUGUGCUUCCCUGGAUAACGGACUGCUGAAGACUCCGCCAAUGGGCUGGGUGCCUUGGGAACGUUUUAGAUGUAACACAGACUGCAAAAAUGAUCCUGACAACUGCAUCAGUGAACACUUGAUCAAGGCUAUGGCAGACAGGCUGGCUGGCGACGGGUGGUUGCGGCUCGGCUACAAGUAUGUCAACCUGGAUGAUUGCUGGGCAGCAAAUAAAAGAGACGCGCAAGGCAGGUUGCAGCCAAACCCCGAAAGGUUUCCCAGUGGCAUUAAAGCCCUUGCCGAUUACGUUCACUCCAAAGGCCUGAAGUUUGGCAUCUACAGUGACCUGGGCAGCAAGACCUGCUCAGGCUACCCUGGGACGACCCUGGAUACUAUUGAGACAGAUGCGAAGACCUUUGCCGAGUGGGGGGUUGACAUGCUGAAGCUGGAUGGCUGCUUCUCCAAUUCUUCCAUCAAGGCAGCAGGCUACCCAAAGAUGAGUGCGGCAUUGAACAAAACAGGACGGCCCAUUGCCUUUUCUUGCAGCUGGCCUGCCUACGAGGGGGGCCUUCCGCCGAAGGUGAAUUAUACCUUACUUGGCAAAAUAUGUAACCUGUGGAGAAAUUUUGGUGAUAUCGAAGACUCUUGGGACAGCCUCUUCCACAUCAUUGAGUGGUACGGAAAUCAUCAGGACAUAAUUCAGCCUGUUGCAGGACCGGGAAGGUGGAAUGAUCCCGAUACGCUGAUCAUUGGUAACUUUGGCCUGAGCUACGAGCAGUCGAAAGUGCAGGUGGCCCUGUGGGCAGUGCUGGCGGCCCCUUUCUUCAUGUCCUGUAACUUACGGACUAUCUCGACCGAGGCCAAGAACAUCUUGCAGAACCCACUGCUCAUCUACAUCAACCAAGACAAUCUGGGGAUUCAAGGGAAGCGUAUUGCAAAGAGCCAACACUUGGAAGUAUGGAAGAGGCCCCUCGUCAAUGGCCAGUUCGCGGUAGCAGUGAUGAACAAUGGCACCGAUGGGACACCGAAGCCAAUUGUGACGACUUUGGGACUUCUGGGCAUCUUGGACUGCAAGGCAGGCUACAAGGUCUAUGAAGUGCUGGAAAAGUUGUUCAUGGGGACCUACAAGCUCAACGAUCCCAUUCGCACCAAGGUCCCUCCAACCGGCGUGGUCCUGUUCUUCCUCAGGCCUUUGUGCUGAUCUUCCCUUUCAGCAAGGACUCAGCGUGCUUCAGAUGUCAGAAGGGAAGCCGGCAGCUAAGGAAAUCAGCAGCCAAGGCACAAAAGCUUCUUCUUCCUCCUUGUGGAGGGCUUUGGCAACGAGCACAGGGGAUAAACAGAACCAUGGAAAAGCUAGACCCUCCGCCCAAUUUCUCUGGGUGUUUUGGGGAUAUUUAGAAAACUCUCCUGACAAGUAUGUACUUACCUGUGUGGAAGAGAGUUGCAGGACCCCAAAGGAGCUGCCUCCACGGAAACUACCUUUUCUGGAUUAACCUCACAAAACUGCACAAGAGGGAGGGUGCAAUUCCCACUGCUGCACAGAAAGCUUAUGCGCAUGGCGCAGAAUGGCCCAUGUCCAUCCAUUGGCACCUUCAGCCAUGCAGGAAAACAACUGCUGCAAAAGUGUUGUGUGUGGCGCAGCCCUUGAAGGUAGCAGGAACCAGGGGCAGUUUGGAAGCUAAGCGCAUAUCCUUCCCUCCAUCCUCAUUAGGAUUACCUGGAAAAUCAUGGAAGUGCCCUGUCCUUUGUCGCUCAGGUCUCCAGUCCCUCUCCCAAAUCAAUGAAGUCGUACUGGUUUUAAUGGUAUGGUUGUGUCCUCUGAUGGCCUGGCUCUCUUUCCAUUUCUUUCCGUUCAGAGAGAAGGGGUUCCCCCAUCUCCUAGGCCGCAGGAGCACAGCUUCUCUUUCUUACAAACCCUCUUUGUCUCCCUUACUGCAAGACAGCCCAAACCCACACUAUGCUGUGCAUGGAAUUCUGCAGCUAAACAUGUCUGCUCUUCUCUGUGCAGGGGAAAAGGGGUUUCUUAACUACAUCUUGACACUUGAAAGUAGCUCUCCUAGGUAAGUAAAGGAAUGCUUUCUGGUAUCUGCUGGUUUGAUAUGGUCUGCAUGUGCACCAUAUAUUUAAAACAUACUCCCCUCCCCCUCCACAAACAGAAUCCUGGGAAUUGUAGUUUAUCCCCUACAGAGCUGCAGUUCCCAGUACCCUUAACAAACAACAGUUCCCCCAGGAUUCUUUGGGGAAAGCCGUGUGCUUUAAAUGUAUUGUGCAUUUGCAGCCUUAAUCUGGAAGAAGAGCCUCUUUCACAGCAACGUCCCAUCACCGAAAAGCCCCUUCAGUCAGUUUUAACUAUCUUUCCACCUAACUUCAGGCAGUCGGUAGUAGAGGAAUUAAUUUACGCGAUCCAUAGAACCGAAAAAAGAGAGUGUUCUUCAGUGACAGAGGUUUGUGCCUUUAUAAUUUCAGAAGCAAACAGUUGCCCGUUUAAGAACUGCAACCAACAUAGCAUUUUAUUUUAUUUAAGCGGAGCAUGUUAUUCUGCAUUGAAAUGUAUGGAGUAGGCAGAAACCUAAGAGUUUGGGAGCUGGAUCUGCAAUGCAGUCUUUUCCUUCAUGAGUCCCAGAGGAAGAAGCAGGAGUUGUGCAGAAUGCAGGUUCACAUCUAAACAAAUGUGGCUACAGGGCUGCGUGUGAUCAUCAGACACAGCCCAGAUUUUGGGUGCCCUGAAGGGCUUGAGACAGACAGACCUGACCUCUCUGGGGGCACACUCCCAGUUCUUUCAUUGGGGCUUGUGGAGGAGAACUUCGCAGGCAGCUGUGACCCUGUGUUGAGGCAGCUGGAAAGAGGCAGCUGAUUCGGCUGCAGUGGAUAUAACAGAUAAUGAACCCCUAGGGUCCAGUUCAAGUGAGGCAGACUCACCUGUCCGUUGCAUUUCUUCCUGUAUGCUUUAUGGCUGUCCCUAAAGCCGCAGCAAUUAACCUGCAGUAAAACAUAGGUUUAUAAUAGUUGCACAGGAGCAAUUAACAUUGCCAGGAAGUACCGCUGCCCUGCUAAGAAAGCUUCUUCACAGAGUGCUUGACUUCAGCAUACUCCCUGAAACUAAAGUAGGACUACACAGAUAAUGUGCCACUUUUUAAACAGUUGUUGAUAUCAAUUCUAACCUCUAUGGACCACCUUCUCCCAGGUGUGACCUGUUGUACGCACCAGUGUCUGAGGCUCUACUCUGGGUUUCCCAACCCAUUGAGGUUUGACUAGGUGGAGCAGGGACUUUUUGGUUGUGGUGUCAACUGGAAUUUGCACUGUUUGGAGCCCUGUAUGCCUUCUGGCUCCUGGUGGAAGACUUUGCUCUUUAAGUGUCCUUUGGGGGAAGCUGAAGCAAGGACUUCUUCUUCUUUUUUGCCUUUUUUGUUCCAACUGCUGAUUGCCUUAUUUCAGUGUUGUGUUUUGAUAUUCUUUUGAUAGUUUUGUAUUUCAGUGGUGUUUGCUGCUUUUGGUUCCCUAGUGGGAGAAACAACAGCAUAGACAUUUAAAAAACCCCCACAAAUAAACUUGUAAGAUCUCCCAG
Podarcis muralis (Common wall lizard) is the source of this 3993-nucleotide messenger RNA. NCBI's taxonomy places the organism in Eukaryota, Metazoa, Chordata, Lepidosauria, Squamata, Lacertidae. The record is from RefSeq and is a predicted model, not a curated record.